ACUUCUGCUGCUUACUCCACAACCUCCUCCAGCAAACCCGGAGCUUGUUCGUCUUUCUCAGGGCCAAUUGAGGCAAGAAGAAGCUGCUGGUAGCGGCCAGGUCGAGGUCCUACCAGCUGUUUUCCCCCGCCUUGCGCGCCAUGGCCUCGCAACCACGGCCAGAAUCACCACAACCACCUCAAUCGCCAGAGCCACCGCGAUCAGAGCCACCGGGAUCAGAGUCGCCACUAAUAAUAGACCCGUUGGGAGAGCCCGAAUCUUCUGUAUCACGGAUCGAGGAAUGGGGUAACUCGCCGCUGCCGCCGGUAGCGCUGGCGACGCUGGUGGCGGCGCUGCACUUCCGGCCGCUGCAGCCGCUGCCGCUGGCGUUCGCGCCGGUGCUGCUGUUCGCGAGCUACGCGAACCUGCAGGGCUUCCGCGCCGACGGGGCCGGCGUCGCCGCCGCCGCCUCGGGCACGUACGCGCUGCUGUCGCUGCGCAGCCUGCGGCGCGGCAUCGGCCGCCGCCGCCGCGCCCAGCCCGCCUACUCCUGGCGCUCCGUCGCCCGCCUCUCCGCCCGCGGCUUCGUCCGCGGCGCCGCCGUCGGCCUCGGCCUCGCCAACGCCAUCGCCGGCGUCUGGGUCUACUCCACCGCCGACCGCGACGCCGAGCGCCGCGAGCGCCGCGACAACCCCCGCUGGGCCCGCUGAGCCACUCGUCCCUUCCCUCCCGCUUCCACUUCCCUGCCUUGGCGCAAGCGGGGAGGGGAGGGCAGAAGGGAGCGCGGCGGAUCGGCCGGCGGACGAGCGGAUGGGAAACGAAAGAGAAAGAGACGAGAAAAAAGUGAUAAAAUAAGCGGGAUGGGAUUGGGAUGGGUGAUUGGUCGGUUCGUUGGCUCAUUACCUAGUUCGGCGUGCACGGCGAAUGGUGAGGGGAGCAAGUAAUACCUACAAUGUGAUGCAACGUUGUACGAACACUUCGACUACAGCUUUCGGAGUUUGUGGGUAACGGCUGUAAAAGCACUGUAAAUAUAUGUGUGUGUACAG
Molecule: messenger RNA, 1025 nt
Organism: Durotheca rogersii
Lineage: Eukaryota; Fungi; Ascomycota; Sordariomycetes; Xylariales; Xylariaceae
Exons: 2
Coding region: 141-689 (182 amino acids)
Source: RefSeq, a predicted model, not a curated record